GGCGGCGGCGGCGGCGCGGGCCGCGGGGGCUGCGGCGGCAUCGGCUCCGGUUCCUGCUGCCGGCCCCGCCGCGGGGCCCCGCCGCUAUUCGCUCUUGGCCAUCGUGGGUGGCGGCUGCCACCGGCCGGGGCUUUUGGCCGCCGCUUUACAGCAGCUGGAGCAAGGGAUCCGCUCCUGGGACAUUGACCUGAGCCUCUGCAACUUGGACGAGCAGCUCAAGCUCUUUGUCUCCAGGCACUCUGCCACCUUCUCCAGCAUUGUUAAAGGUCAACGAACUCUGCACCACCGAGGAGAGGUCCUGGAGACGUUGGUGCUGCUGAACCCCUCCGACAGGGCCCUCUGCGACGAGCUGAGGAACCUGCUGACAGAUGUGUCCCAGCACAAGCUGCUGGUGUUUGCUGGGCCCUGCGUGGAGGGCACUGGGGAGCUGAUGCUGCAGACAGGCUGCUUCUCCUGGAGGGACUUCAUCCAGAUCUUCACUGACAAGGAGGUGGGGGACAUGCUGAGCUCGGCAGCGCCCUCUGCCCGGGCCCGGCUGACCAUCAGCUGCCCUGACUUCGGCGGCUGGAAGGACUCCAGCCUGGAGCACCACAACCUGCAGGACUUCAUCGAGCUGCGCUACAACCCCGGCUGCGUGCUGCCGGCCAUGGAGGGGCUGGAGGAGUUCAUGGAGUACCUCUCGGAGUCUCUGGAGCCUCAGUCCCCCUUCGACCUGCUGGAGCCCCCCACCAUGGUUGGCUUCCUGAAGCUCUCCAAGCCCUGCUGCUACAUCUUCCCGGGGGGCAGGGGGGACUCUGCCUUCUUCGCCGUCAACGGCUUCAACGUCCUGGUCAAUGGAGGCUCCAACCCCAAGUCCUCCUUCUGGAAGCUGGUUCGGCACCUGGACAGGAUCGAUGCCAUCCUGGUGACCCACGCGGGCACCGACAGCCUGCCCGGGGUCAACAGCCUGCUGCAGCGGAAGCUGGCGGAGCUGGAGGAGGACCCCUCCCAGAGCUCGCAGGGCAACGGCGACUGGGCCAAGAACCUCAUCUCCCCCGAGCUGGGGGUGGUCUUCCUCAACGCCUCCCCGAAGCUGAAGGGCAUCGAGGGCCACUCGCGGGUGCUGAGGAGCUGCGACGAGGCCGCGCUGGCGCUGCGCUGCCUGGCCAGGUUGGGCAUCGAGCCGCAGCCGCUGGCGCGGGAGGGCGGUGCCCGUGCCCAGCCCACUGUGCUCUUCCAGAAGAUGGGCGUGGGCAGGCUGGACAUGUACGUGCUGCACCCCGUCAGGGGCACCCAGGAGCUGGACUUCCUCCUGCAGCACUGGGCCGGCGACAGCUACCCCCGGGAGCAGGACCUGCCCCUGCAGUGCCUGACCUCCGUCUGUGCCCUGCUGGUCUGGCAUCCUGUCAGCCCCUCCGAGAAGAUCAUCAGGGUCCUCUUCCCUGGCUGCACCCCCCAGGGCCGCAUCCUGGAGGGGCUGGAGAAGGUGAAGCACCUGGAGUUCCUCAGGCACCCUGUGGUCACCAAGAGCGACCUGCAGGGCUCCUCGGUGCCCCAGGCCGAGAAGCCACCCAAGCAGGGGAGGGCAGAGAGCAAGGAGAGCCUCAAGUCUGCCUCCAAGCUCAGCCUGGUGGACGCUGGGCUGGUGGCGACGCCCAAGGAGAGGGCUCCGGCCAGGGCGGAGAGGAAGGAGCUGAGGGCAGGGAGCAAGGAGAAGCCAAAAGCCCUGGGGGAGACCCCCAGGGUGGGCUCAGAAGAGAAGGAGGCCCGGGCCAAGGUGGACUCCUCGGCAGAGAAGCUGAAGGUGGAUGCCAAGCCAAAGGUGGGCAAGGAGAAGGUGGUGGCCAAGAAGGAGCCUGCCCCCCCCCGCAAGGAGGAGAGGAGGCUGCUGAAGAAGGAGGAGGGGGCCGAGGCCCCCAAGGGGGAGGCCAAGAAGGAGGUGAAGGUGGCCAAGAAGGAGACCAAGGCCGAGACGCUGCGCAAGGAGCCCAAGGAGGGCAGGGCAGAGGCCAAGGCUGCUGCCAAGCCCCCGGCCCGGGCGGCGCCGGAGCCUCGCAAGCCCCCGGGCAAGGUUGGCAGCCUCAAGAAGCCCCUCCCCAGGAAGGAGCCCGAGAAGCCCAAGGCUAAAGGCAGCCGGGAGGGAGGUGGCAGGAAGGAGCAGGGCACCUCAGACGGCUCCAAGUCCUCCUCCCCCGAGGCUGUGCUGCCGGAGCCCGAGCGGGGCCGCGGAGCUGCUUCCCCCGGCGGCAGGGGGAGGGGGAAGGAGGAAUCCACCGACGAAGGCAUCACCACGGCCGAGAGCGAGCUGGAGCCGUCCCCGCUGGAGAACGGAGGGGCCGGGGGCUCGGGGGGGGCUCCGAGGGACUCGUCCUGCCUGGAGAACGGCCUGGGGGAGCCUGACAGCCCCCAGCGGUUCCGCCGGCCGGAGAGCAGCCCCCUGCGGGCCGCCUGCCCCCCGUCCCCCCUGGCCAGGACCCCGCGCAGCGAGCGCAGCCUCAACUUCGACCUGACCCCCCCGGGGCUGCUCCCCAACCACGGCCCCGAGGGGGCGGAGGACGCCUGCGGCAGCUCGGAGGAGAAGACCCUGGAGAUGAUGUCCCCUGCCAGCUCGGGGGCGGCCAGCGCCGGGCACACUCCCUUCCACCAGUCGCCGGUGGAGGAUGGCACCGGGCAGGGGGGCGGCAAGCGGCAGCCCAGCGCUUGGCCGGCGGCAGGGGCGGGCAGAGGCUGCCAGGAGGGCUCCGGCGGCUGGCAGGAGAAGCAGGCAGGGUGCCUGUCCCUCAGCCCCUUCAAAGAUGAGGUGCCCGACGUGUCGCCCACCGUCACCACCCCCUCGCUGCCAGCCGAGGUUGGCUCCCCCCACUCCACCGAGGUGGACGAGUCGCUCUCGGUCUCCUUCGAGCAGGUCCUGCCGCCCGUCAGCGAGUCCCCCCCCGAGGAGGGCAGCAGGUCUCGGGGCACCGGGGGCACGCCGGAGCCGGAGGCUGCCAAGGGAGGCUUAUCCCUGCCCCUGCGCCCCUGCCACCACCCGGCGCGGGCCGAGGGGGAGGCGCUGGCACGGCCUGGGCACCGCUCGGGCUCGCCCCACGACGUCGACCUCUGCCUGGUGUCCCCCUGCGAGUUCGAGCACCCCAAGUCGGAGAGGUCCCCCCCGGGCACUGCCAGCCCCCGCGAGCUGUCCGACAGCGACCCCUCCCAGGAGCUGGUGCCACGCAGGGGGGGCCGAGCCUGGCAGCCGGCGGGCGAGACCCCCCCCACCUCGGUCAGCGAGUCGCUGCCCACCCUGUCCGACUCCGACGUGCCCCCUGCCACCGAGGACUGCCCCUCGCUGCUGGCCGACGGCCUGGAGUCAGACGAGGACUCGGAGCAGCCCCCCCGCGGCCUGCCCAGGGCCCGGGACCCUCUGCCCGCCCCCAUGAAGGACCCCUGCCCCCUCCCCGCCCAGCCUGGCAUCUGCAUGGUGGACCCCGAGGCGCUGCCCGCCGGCAGGAAGGACCCCCCCGGGAAAGCCAAGAGGACCCAGUCCCGCGUGGGCACGGCGCCCGCUGCCCCCAGAGCCGACCCCCCUCGCCACCCUGCCCUGGCACCCAAAGCCAGGGGCACUGCCAGCUCUGCCCGCGGCGAGGGGGACAAGGCCAAGCUGCCCCCCGGGGAUAGGAAGGGACCCUCCGGUGGGGACAGUCGCACCCCGGGCACCGCCCGCAGCGCCGGGGCUCGGCUGCCGGCAGGGGCUGGCAGAGCCUCGCCCGCAGGCACGCGGGGGGCAGCCCCCCAGGGCCCCCCCAUCUACGUGGACCUGGCCUACCUGCCUGGCUCCUGGAGCGCCCGGACCGUGGACGAGGAAUUCUUCCGCAGGGUCAGGGCCCUCUGCUACGUGGUCAGUGGCGACGACCACCUCAAGGAGGGGGUCCUCAGGUCCCUCCUCGAUGCCCUGCUGGUGGGCAAGCACCAGUGGGGCACCGACACCCAGGUGACUCUGAUCCCCACCUUCGACUCGCUGGUGAUGCACGAGUGGUACCAGGAGACCCACGAGCGGCAGCAGGAGCUGGGCAUCACUGUGCUGGGCAGCAACAGCACCGUGGCCAUGCAGGAUGAGACCUUCCCUGCCUGCAAGGUGGAGUUCUGAGCUGGGGGAGGGGCUCAGGCAGCCCCCCCCGGCCCCCCCCACACCUCCACACCUCCAUCUCCCUGCGGCGUGGGCUUCACCCCCACCCUCCUCCUCCUCCUCCAACCCUCCCCUGGUGCUGCACCGCUGUAGAGGGGAGGGGGAAGGGUGGAGAUGGGAGGGGGGAGGUAGAAAUGUAGGGGGGGUCUUUUGGAGGGGGUGAAUGAUUUUUCCCUGCCCCCCUCACCACCACCCAGGGACUGGCAGGAGGCCCCCAGGGGGCCCUCAGCACCCACUCAGCACCACGCUGCAUGCCCACACCAGAGCUGGGCACUCACUCUGUGCCCUCCCCUGUGCCAGCCCCGGGGCGGGCGGGGGGGGGCAGGAUUUUGUGUGGGUGUGGCCCCCUCCCAGCCCCCACCCAGGCGCCAGCAGUGGGUCCUGAGGUGGAGCCCCCCAAGGGCUCUGCUCGACUUAACAGGGUAAAUCUUCUCCUUUGUGCUUCGCCCCCCCCAGACCCAAGGCACUGCUGCCCCCCC
This is a messenger RNA of Pogoniulus pusillus (Red-fronted tinkerbird), 4623 nucleotides long. It is a transcript of the gene MAP1S, whose product is annotated as microtubule associated protein 1S. Gene Ontology annotation, molecular function: microtubule binding; actin binding. The transcript is spliced from 7 exons. Gene Ontology annotation, biological process: regulation of microtubule depolymerization; axonogenesis; dendrite development. NCBI's taxonomy places the organism in Eukaryota, Metazoa, Chordata, Aves, Piciformes, Lybiidae. Gene Ontology annotation, cellular component: synapse; microtubule associated complex; dendrite. The record is from RefSeq and is a predicted model, not a curated record. The coding region runs from base 431 to 4105 and encodes 1224 amino acids.